CCCAUCUCAAGUCAACUCCACUCGCACCAGCAGACAAUUGCCGUCAAAGCAAUGGUAGUCCUCGAAGUGUCGUUUGCCGCUGCAGCCUCAUCAGUAGUGCGAUGGAUCCUCAUGCUCGGGGGCCUGAUGGCGGCGGCGGCGCUCCUGUGGCAGGCCGGGCGUCUGCUGCGCCUGCUGUGGUGGCAGCCCCGGCGGCUGGAGCGGGCGCUGCGCGCGCAGGGCGUCCGCGGCACGUCGUACCGCUUCCCCGCCGGCGACCUCAAGGAGUACGGCCGGCUGGCGAAGGAGGCCUGGUCGAAGCCCCUGCCGCUGCGGUGCCACGACACCGCGCCGCGAGUCGCGCCGUUCCUGCACCGGCUGGUCCUGGAGCACGGGAGGACGAGCAUGUCCUGGUUCGGCCCCAGCCCCAAGGUGACCAUCGUCGACCCGGAGCUGGCCAAGGACGUGCUGUCCAACAAGUUCGGCCACUUCGAGAAGCUCAAGGUCCCGGCGCUGUCCAAGAUGCUGGGCUCCGGCGUGGCCAGCCACGAGGGCGAGAAGUGGGUCAAGCACCGGAGGAUCCUCAACCCUGCGUUCCAUCUUGAGAAGCUCAAGCGCAUGCUGCCGGCGUUUUCUGCGUGCUGCGAGGAGCUGGUGAACAGGUGGGCGGCGGAGUCCCUUGGCUCCGACGGCUCGUGCGAGCUGGACGUCUGGCCGGAGCUGCAGAACCUGACGGGAGACGUCAUUUCUCGCACCGCUUUCAGCAGCAGCUACCGCGAAGGGAGAAGGAUCUUCCAGCUACAGGCCGAGCAAGCUUCGCUUGUCAUGACCAACAUUCGGAAGAUCAUGAUGAUCCCCGGUUACAUGUACUUGCCUACCGCGAACAACAGGAAGAUGCGCAGGAACAACAGGGAGGUGGAGUCAAUCCUGCGAGAGAUAAUCGGGAAGAGAAUCCAGGCGAUGGAACGAGGCGAGGGCACCAAAGACGACAUGCUGGGUCUACUGCUGGAGACAAACAUGAGAGACGACAUGGGGAUGACGAUCGAAGACGUGAUCGAGGAGUGCAAGGUGUUCUACUUCGCGGGGAUGGAGACCACGUCGGUGCUGCUCACGUGGACGAUGGUGGUGCUCAGCAUGCACCCGGAGUGGCAGGACCGCGCGAGGGAGGAGGUGACGGCUCUGUUCGGCAGGGACGACAAGCCCGAGUACGACGGCCUAAGCCGCCUCAAAGUCGUGACCAUGGUGCUCUACGAGGUGCUCCGGCUGUACCCGCCGGCCACGUCCGUUGUCCGGCAAACGUACAAGGAGAUGGAGGUCGGAGGCGUCACCUACCCCGCCGGCGUGAUCCUGGAGCUGCCCGUGCUGCUCAUCCACCACGACCCGGACAUCUGGGGAGGCGACGCGCGCGAGUUCAGGCCCGACAGGUUCUCCGACGGCGUGUCCAGGGCCUCCAAGGACCCCGGCGCGUUCCUCCCAUUCGGCUGGGGCCCGCGCAUCUGCAUCGGCCAGAACUUCGCGCUGCUAGAGGCCAAGAUGGCGCUCUGCAUGAUCCUCCAGCGCUUCGAGUUUAGGCUCGCGCCGUCGUACACUCAUGCGCCGCAUACUGUGAUAACCUUGCAUCCUAUGCACGGUGCACAGCUUAAGCUCAGAGCAAUAUGAUCUCGACAUGAUGUCCCAUCGUGUCGAUGCCAGUGUUACGUACAUGUAUAUGUAUAACCUUACAAUUCAGAUAGGCAUUCGGCCUUGUUAAUGCCUGAAAUAAAUAUCUUCGUGUUGGCAUUUUGUGAUGUGCUUUUCACGUACCA
Zea mays is the source of this 1784-nucleotide messenger RNA. Its product is annotated as cytochrome P450 72A15. Lineage: Eukaryota; Viridiplantae; Streptophyta; Magnoliopsida; Poales; Poaceae. Gene Ontology annotation, molecular function: oxidoreductase activity, acting on paired donors, with incorporation or reduction of molecular oxygen; iron ion binding; monooxygenase activity. The record is from RefSeq and is a predicted model, not a curated record. The transcript has 4 exons. Bases 52 to 1638 code for a protein of 528 amino acids.